Messenger RNA from Arctia plantaginis, 999 nucleotides. The record is from the annotation of a GenBank genome assembly. Lineage: Eukaryota; Metazoa; Arthropoda; Insecta; Lepidoptera; Erebidae.
AUGAUUGUCAAAAAAACGACAGAACGUCGUCAAUUUAUGCGGAAGCUAAGUGAAGAACUAGCAUUGCCGAUGAUUGAACACCGUACGGCGAAUCCGCAAGUAAUGCGUCACUUCUCAACAAAGAUUGCUGUUGAAAGUAUUUUAGGUCAUGCACUAGCAGAAACAAUCGAGAUAAAUCCUGGUCCAGUGGUUCCAAAAGAUAAAACCGGAAGAAAAAAAGUGACAGGAUCUUGUCAUGUGUGCAAUGCCUUGCCAAUAAAAAGACGACGAAAGACUCAAGGUCACUAUUAUGUGUGGGACGAAUGCAUUGGCAAAAACGGCCCUAACGAAAUUGCUAGCUUUCUAUUCGACUUUAUAAAACAGAAGGCUUCACAAGGUAUAAAAGAAUUCCGAUUCUAUUUCGACUGCUGCGGUGGCCAGAACAGAAAUCGAAUCAUAUUUCUAAUGUAUGCUUAUGCUCCAAAAGUAUUUGGAGUGAAUAUUAAACACAGUUUCUUUGAAGUUGGCCAUUCCCAAUCAGAAGGAGACUCAAUGCAUGCUCUUAUAGAGCCACGCAAACCAUACGCCGUGAAAGAGGUCAAUCAAAAUGAUAUAUUUGACUUCAAGUCGUUGCUGAACUUAGUUCCGAAUUGGGAAUUGGACAAGGAUAAAAUGAAAAUGAUGUGGUCGAAAGUCAAUUAUAUUGAAAUUAAUAUGCAAAGUCCAAAUAUUAUAAACUUUCAAAAUGAUUUUUAUAGCGAUCAACUAAAUUGGAUUGAUUUGGACUACCACAAAGUAAAGACCAGACGACUGAAUAAAAAUAAAAAUUUGGACACGUUGUGGAGUCAUACUUUAGUUAUAGCGUAUAAAAGCUUACACCCAAUCACUCAAAGCAAAUACAAGGACUUGAUGAGCUUAUGCUCCAGCGGUGCAAUUCCAGAACAAUACAGAAUGUUUUAUGUAAACUUGCCGCACUCAAACACCGUUACUAAUACGGUUGAUUUAGACAUUGAAGACUAA